AUGCGGUUUUCUCUGUCUCCGCAUUGUGCUCUGAUCUCUUCGGUCGCUAUCAUUGCGAGAAUAGCAAGCGCGGACUCUGGUGCCAACGGCACCUGGCUGUAUCCAGAUCCUAGCACAACCCCCACUUUUAACUACCUCGACACAUUGAACGCCUCCUGGACGUCGGACUUUUCCACACCAUGGCUCCAUCUCUACUGCGGUGUCACCAAUGGCAAUUCCUCUUCUCCAGUGCUAGGCGAACUCUACAACCAAACAGCGCCUGCAACAGGUAGUCUGGACUUUCCCCUCAACUAUGCGCUCGACCCGUUCAGCUGCCACUUUGAGCUCUCCCGCCAGCCAGCCGUAGGGUUGGGACCUCCGUACGCCCUGAGUGGAACUUUCAAUGUCGCCGUUGAAAGCAACGCUAAGCCUGUGACUUGGAGCCAGAACACCGGAACUUCAUCGACUGCGGAUACCGGUCCGAGCGCCAGCACGAAUGCACAAUCGACAGCGUCUUCCACAACUUCUCCCGAAUCUACAGCCGGUGCAGAAGCUAGCGGGAGCAAUGGCCUCAGUCAAGGCGCAAAGAUAGGCCUGGGAGUUGGAGUGGCACUGGGAGUUCUGGCCUUGAUCGCCGCUGCUGCUGGCUUCUUCAUGCUCCGACGGCGGAGAAAUUCAAGUACAAGACGAACGGAAAAUGGCAUAUCUCAUCCAGGCGAUCAGAAUCUUGCGACGCCUCAUCCAAACGCCCCGGGAUAUGCUACAAGUAAACCGGGGUGGUCGGAGAUGCCGGGUGAUGUGAAGGUGCAUGAAAAGGAUAGCGUUCCGGUGCCAAGGCAGACAAUAGGGGAGCUGGAGGCACCGAGAUACUAG
This is a messenger RNA of Letharia columbiana, 852 nucleotides long. RefSeq lists its product as uncharacterized. The transcript has 2 exons. The record is from RefSeq and is a predicted model, not a curated record. Bases 1 to 852 code for a protein of 283 amino acids. Lineage: Eukaryota; Fungi; Ascomycota; Lecanoromycetes; Lecanorales; Parmeliaceae.